Messenger RNA from Hibiscus syriacus, 964 nucleotides. RefSeq lists its product as uncharacterized. The transcript is spliced from 3 exons. Bases 426 to 908 code for a protein of 160 amino acids. NCBI's taxonomy places the organism in Eukaryota, Viridiplantae, Streptophyta, Magnoliopsida, Malvales, Malvaceae. The record is from RefSeq and is a predicted model, not a curated record.
AAAAAAAAGGGCAAUCCCUGAAUAUCCGAUGCACUCAAUGCCCCGAUUACUCCUGCCACCAUUGUCUUCUGCCAUCACUGUUACCAUCGACGCCUGACAUGCCUAGAAACCUACUACUCAUGUUGCUUUGCAUGCCACCACCAAGGAGACUCUCCAUAUAACCUACAAAGAAAAUCAAGGAGGGGAGAGAAGGUUUGGGAUUUUCUUUUUUUAUCUGUAAUUUUGAAGGGGUUCUAUAGAAUCCUCUUUGAAAAUAUAUAAAAAGGGGUUCUCGAUAUUUUUCGAGCAAUGAAAAUAAAGAAUUGACCCCAUUUUUUGAUUAACAGUGAAUACAAGAUUUUCCUUUUUAUGUUCGAAUCAUCACAAAAAAUCAACUAAAAAAAGCAAGAGUCCAUUCAAAACGAAAACAAAAUAAAGAAAAAAGAAUGAGAGCACUUUACCAUUCAACAGAGCCCCCUUGUCGGAGUUGGGAAGCUUCGUCGAUUAAUCCGAACGAUCAGAAGAAGCGUAUUAAAGAGGGGAGCAAUAUAUGUCAUAAUCGGCUUGAUCCAACGGCUGACGGAGGAGAUCGGCGAGGUAGAAGUCGAAACAAUCUCGGCCCUUUUGAGGAGUUAUUAGCCAAUUCAUGCAAAACUAAGUCCGGAUCUAUAUUCUCGGUGUCAGAACAAGUCGAUCGAGGUAUUUUGGCCUUCGACGUCCACCGGAUACGACGGUCGUCACAGCGGUCAGAGGCGACAACAUGGUGGCUGGCGGUGAAGCCUUCGGUUUCUGGAGAUGGGAGAGUAAAGGGUUCAUGUUCAUGGUCCACAUCUUUCUCUGUUUUGGGAGCCAUGGCGUUUGAUAAUUUCACUGCUUUUGAGAAAAUGAACAUAAAUGCAGAGCCUUUAGAAAGAGUUCAUUUCAGUUAAACCCAGAAUCAUAAUUCUCUUUGUCUGGUUGUUAGAGAUGAUAUUAGUUGUAACAU